AUGGUGGGAAACAUUUCCAGUGGACCUUUGGGCGCACACCUGGGUCGCCGGGAGUUGGUCAUUGCUUCGUACACGGGUAUUUUCAUUUUCAGCAUACUGUCUUCGACAUCUGCCUCCAUAGCCGUACUUCUGAUUUGGAGGUUCAUCGUCGGUUGGAGCAUCGGCAUUGGGCAGCCAGCAUGGAUGGCGAUUGCAGCUGAGAUCACGCCCUCUAGCUGGAGAGUCGUUACUGCCGGGUUUUCGCAGACAAUGUUCGCUUUCGGCGAGCUCUAUGCUGCGUUCCUUCUUAUGAAUGAUGACCCUAGUCUAAAACAUUUGAACUGGCGUCGUGUCAUACAGCUCGGUGCCAUUCCCUCCUUGAUUUUGAUGGCACUGGCCAUACCCUUCCUGCAGCAAUCACCGACCUACCUGCAACUUAAAGGAUGUCAUGCCGAAGCGAUCAAGGUCCUGGAGAGCAUGCGCAGAGACAAUCGAGCAAGCGACGUCUCAGUUGAUUUCAGGCUUCCCCCAAAUCCGACGCCUGCGAGUUCCUCCGAAGGGAUGCUGGACCUGUUGUGGAAGCAGGGCAAGACCAUUUUGGGCGCAAAGCUGAUCUUACCCACCAUGGUCGUGUCGUUUACAUGCUUCGAGCUCAACCUGCUGUAUUAUGGAUGUAUCUAUGCCUUUCCGCAAGUGCUUUCUGACUUAGUCGCAGAGGGCGCUGCGCAACAGUUGCUCGUUGGGGCAUUGUGGGAGAUUCCCGGAGUUUGCAUUGGCAUUGCCCUCGGGAUCAUGUACCUCAGGAAGACGGGCAUCAAGUUUUACCUGACCCUAGCCGCCAGUGUAACUCUGCUCUUCAUCAUCGGAGGGAACAAUCGCAACAGACACUGGGCCUUUGACAUCGCACUCUAUGCGGGCUAUUACGGAAUCAAGCUCUCACCGAACAUUGGCUUCGUCUUGGUUUACCAGGUUGCCAAUGAAAUCUACCCUGCCGAGGCAAGGACUUUGGGCUGCGGGCUUUGCUUGGCAUGUGGGCGGCUGGCAGCAAUGUUGGGGCCGUUGCUCUUUGAAGGGCUCUUUGAACUUACUGGCACGUGGCUCACUUUUUUCUUGAUCAUGGCCGGCUUUGCAGUCUUCAAUUUGUACGUAGUCGACGUUAUUCCAGAGACUGCGAACAAGAUUCUGGAUGAUCACCGGAAGCCAAGCAAGAACAAAGCUUGCAGCAUAGUGAUCGGGAGUGCUAGCGCACUGCACGGCAGGUGCCAGAAGCUGCAGCCAGCAUGGCAAAACAAGCCGCUUUGUGGGGGCCUGAUAUCCGCGACAUGGACAUUCUUGAAGAACACAUCGUCGGCACAACAUGUCCUGCAAAUGGCUCAAAUGGCAAAGCUCGAGCUGCAAGAAGCGAGGCGGAAGACCGUGGCUUUGGAACUGCCCUCCAGGUGGUUCGAUGGUCAAGUUCCUAGACAGGUCAACAACAUCGGCCCUGAGUUCUGCUGGCACCAGUUUGCACUUCUGUUUGGAAAGGUUUCUACAAUUGAGCUGGUCCGUCCCAAUGCAAGUGUCCUGGUGCAGCUGCUGGUGUCCUACAAGGACCCCGAGGGAGCAGCGGCACUUAUGGAGGCCCUGACCGAUCGCUACCUUCUCUACACCAAGAGUGGUGUUCCGGACGACUGCUACCCCGUCACCCUCACUCCUGGAGACGGCUACUCUCUCAGAGAAUAUUACUGCUCUGCCAGUGUUCCAAGCCUCCCUCCACGGGAGGAGGUGCGACACGAACCACCUGCUGUUAGCGGCCAAGUUAAUGCAGCACAGGAUGGCCCUGGCUGCACCUCCCCGGCAGACACUCGGCAAGUCGCCGAGGCUACCGGACCUCCUGCCGCAUAUGUUCUGCGCCGUUGUGGCAAAGGCCCUGUGCCGGAUGCCCUUCGGGAGCCACCAGAAACUUUCAGCAUUUCCGCCCAGAAGUCACGACUGGUCUUCGGUCGCGAAGAUACUUGCGAUGCAGUCCUGCGGCAUCAGUAUGUGUCAAAGGUGCACGGUACUUUUGUCCUUCAAGACUCACCUGAGGUCAGCAUGGGCCGAAUGCUGUUACUCCUUGACUCUUCUUCAAACGGAGUUUGGGUCAACGGUGUGCGCAUGGCGACGGGCCGCUUUCAACAACUUCAUCCUGGGGACAGGAUUUCCUUCCUGGCACCCAUCGCCAAGUUGGAUGAAGACCCCGCAACCUGGGAGGUGUGCAUCCUGGCUGUUGACAAAGAGGCAGGGCAUCCGGCAGCACCAGAACAAAGGCAGCUUAUAUCUCAAGCUGCACCAGCGAGCCAACAGGCGAACAAGUAG
Messenger RNA from Symbiodinium sp. CCMP2592, 2316 nucleotides. Lineage: Eukaryota; Dinophyceae; Suessiales; Symbiodiniaceae. The record is from the annotation of a GenBank genome assembly.